CUCAGAGUGCAGCUUCCAGCUGAAGUUCAAAAUGGCUCAUUACUUGGCAGUGACCUCCAUCCUCGUGACUCUGUGUCUCGUGGCAGCAGUUGCUGGACACAGCACGUAUGGCAUUGGCGGACACAGACCUGUUAUCCACGGUAGUGGGGUGCUCGGUGGUAUCCACGGAGGCGUCCAUGGAGGUGCCCACGGCGGUGUCCACGGAGGUAGUGUUCAUGGCCUAGGACUCGUAGGCUCUGGCAUCCACGGCGCUGGAUCCUUCAACACCGCUCAUUACCCUGAUAUUGUGCCUGGCUACAGCUUCUACGACCAAAGACCCGUGCUCGGAUACAACAGCUGCAAGUACUGGUGCAAGAGUAAUUAUACCAACAAAUACUACUGCUGUCAACGACCUUACCAAGGAUAGACUCACAAUUCUUCUACGAAAAGUUUCUGUUGAUUGUUAUGGCAUUAUAAAGUAUUUGCUCAUAAAACUUAUUUUCACGAC
Penaeus monodon (black tiger shrimp) is the source of this 487-nucleotide messenger RNA. RefSeq names its product shematrin-like protein 2. Bases 32 to 406 code for a protein of 124 amino acids. The transcript has 2 exons. The record is from RefSeq and is a predicted model, not a curated record. Lineage: Eukaryota; Metazoa; Arthropoda; Malacostraca; Decapoda; Penaeidae.